ACUUUAAAGAUAUUUUUGAAAACAGAAUCCAUUUUCAAUUCCGAGGUAUUUAAAAUAUUGUUAUCAACAAAAUCAUCUAACGCCUCAACAGUGUAUCGGCAUGUGCAUCGAAUUUACGCGCUUCGCAACACUACCCACCUAUUAACCUCAAAGGGGCCACCAAGAUACUUUCAACGCAAGCAUUAAUUGCAGAAGAAAAGAAAAUAAUUCUGGUUUAAGGACAACUGGUUGGGGUAUCACGCUUUUGCGGAGGACUGGUGGCACGAAUGGGACGCCAUGCCAGCUAAGAGGAUGACGGCCACAAUAGCAGCCCCCAGCGGUUCCACCAACAAUAAUAAUGCACAAGGAGGAGCUGGAGUUCGCCCUCUGGAGACACUAAAUGGAAUGGUUCGACUGGCUCCGGCCAGGGAUCUAACCCUCGGCGGGCGUGGCGCUGGACCCAACAACAAAAAGGUUUUUGCCCCAAACUUAAAUGCGGUGCGCAACAAAAAUGCAAAUGUUAAAACCUCUAAAGACACUUCGCAACCCAGGGGCGGUCGUCGAGGUGGGCGUGGCAACGGCGCAGGAUCUGGCCGUGGACGUGGAGGCGGAGGCGGUGGAAGCUCUACGCUUAUUCAAACCCAAGGCCUUUUUUCCGAGGGCGCUGGAGAUGGACAUCUGCGCCGUUCCACGGGCAAUGGUUCUGCAUAUGCCAGGGCUGGAGAUGAGGUAGCGGUGGCUAGAAAAAGGGCUGACCGGAAGGACGACAAAGCCCAGGCGUUGAGAGUCAAAGAACUGAUCGGCGAAUCUGACGUCAGUGAUGUGGAUGAUCCCAGUGAUGAAGAUGUCAAUAAGACUGAGAUGGCUUUACGACCAAUCCUGCUAAAGGAGGGUCUUUGGAGCACCCAAAAACCACCUAUUGUAAAACAGGAGGAUGAAAGUAAUUCAACAACAAAUCAUUUAGAUUCCCUGGCUGUGGCUAACCAUCUGCAAAAGCUACACGUGGCUGCACAGGCUGCAAAAAUGGAAGAACCGCCGCUUCAGUACGGCCGUUAUCCUCGUAGCAUUUGCAACUUUCUGGACUCCCCUCAGUCUCAGAUAUUCCUCAUGCAGCUGCCCGAUGUGCUGCCUAGUGUAGGAGAUGAAGCUGAAGAUUCCGAACCGUCCAAAGCAGAGAUAGCCGCAUCUGCCAGUGAAGGUGAACCCAGCACAACCAGUGUCAAAUCGUCCAGUGUAAAGGACAGCGUGUUGCGUCAGCUGGAAGAUGGGCAGAUUGGCAAAAUCCUGCGCUAUAGAUCAGGACGUGUUAAGUUGCAGUUGGGCGACACGCGCUUUGACUUGGAUAUGGGGCUCGACCCGGGCUUCUUGCAGGAACUCAUGUCUGUGACGGCAAAUCGAGAACAGCGUAGCGGAAACAUGAUCAAUCUGGGACCCAUCCAGGCUAAGCUAAAGGCGACGCCCGACUGGGUACAUCUGUUCGAGCAGCAGGAGGCGGCCGCCAAGCGAAUUCCCAACACGUAGCACAUCCUUCAACCUCCCCAGUAGAAUAAUUUAAUUUGUAAAUAGGCUGCGCCUAAUCAUAAGUUAUUCCUUCUUUUAACUCCAUUUAUGUUUUAAAUAUAGAAAUUUCUAAUGACAUAAUAUAAUAUUUCUACAAGAAAAAAACUUUUGGGUCUGUUCAAGAAUGAAACGUGUAAUUUAAUCGAAUUUAAUAAGGACUAUUAACUUGCCAAAUUAUUUUUACCAAUUUAUAAAUUAUAGGUGUUUAAUAAACUGAUAGGGAUUCCAUUAAAUUCAAAUUUAAAAUCGAAAUUUAUUUAUACAAUUUCUAUUAGGUUAGAAACUAUUAUAUUUAGUUUAUAGGAAUUAGAAUUUGUUUUUAACACAUCGUCGAUGUAAACAGAAAUUUGCAAAAAUACCAACAGAACUUUUUGUUUAUUGUUGAUAUGGAAAUGUCUCACAAAAGUAUUGAUUUACACCAUUUAUAUUUUAUACUACUUGUUCAACAUGGCUAAAGCACAAAACAAAACAGAGCCCAUAGUUUAAUUGUUAACAGUUUACGCAUAUUUAUUUUUAUGUAUUGGGAACAUUCAGAGAAAUCAAUAUAUAAAAAAAAUGUUUAUAUAUGAA
Molecule: messenger RNA, 2109 nt
Organism: Drosophila ananassae
Lineage: Eukaryota; Metazoa; Arthropoda; Insecta; Diptera; Drosophilidae
Gene: RpIIIC53
Product: DNA-directed RNA polymerase III subunit RPC4
Exons: 4
Coding region: 277-1500 (407 amino acids)
Biological process (GO): transcription by RNA polymerase III
Cellular component (GO): RNA polymerase III complex
Molecular function (GO): DNA binding
Source: RefSeq, a predicted model, not a curated record